Onychostruthus taczanowskii (white-rumped snowfinch) is the source of this 2666-nucleotide messenger RNA. It is a transcript of the gene PIGT, whose product is annotated as phosphatidylinositol glycan anchor biosynthesis class T. Gene Ontology annotation, cellular component: GPI-anchor transamidase complex. Bases 1 to 2373 code for a protein of 790 amino acids. The record is from RefSeq and is a predicted model, not a curated record. Gene Ontology annotation, biological process: attachment of GPI anchor to protein. Lineage: Eukaryota; Metazoa; Chordata; Aves; Passeriformes; Passeridae. The transcript is spliced from 13 exons.
AUGGCUGCACUGUUCCUGUGUCAACCAGCCCUUUUGGAAACCACACGUUGCUAUGAUUUUAAUGCUUAUUUCCUACUGGAACAAAUCACCACCACGGGGAGAACAGGAGAUGCUGUGAGCCCCGUCGGACCGUCACUGCCUUGCCGUGCCUGCGUUCCCUCCCCCGGGGGCGGCCCCGGCUGGCGGCUGUGGACGCGGGGCGCUCCCGGAGCUCUGCAGCCGGAGACAGGCGCUGCCCUGCGGGAGGGACACGAGGAGCGGAGCAGUGGAAGGCACCUGGGGACAGGCACAGCCCUCGCAGCGUCCUGCGCACCGCCAGCCCCGCGGGGAGCCAGCCAAGCUGGGAGGGCGCCAGGGCUUCCCUGCAGCCCCGAUUUCAGAGCGGCGGAAGGGAGCCCUCGGAGAGCCGCCCACCCCUCUCAAACAGCAGAGCUGGCGCGAUCAUCCCCGUGGGUCCUUUCCGCGGAAUAUUCUGCGGUUCUGCGAAAGCGCUGGCGCUCGCUGCUGGGCCGGGGCAGGCGCAGGCACAGCCGGGCUGGCGCUGCUCCCGCGGAGGCUGAGGGCUCGCUCCGUGCGGCAGCUCCCGGUGCCAGGCCGGGACAGCCCGCGGCCCGGCCGCACACAGCGUCUCCAUGGCACCCCCGGAAGCGGCGCCAUUGGCGGCGCCGGCGGAAGCGGCCGGGCCCCGGGCGGGCGGACUCGGGGCAGGAGCGGCGGGACGCGCUGCGGGAGGAGCUGCUGCUGAGCCCGCUGCCCACCGGCGAUGUGGCCGCCACCUUCCAGUUCCGCACGCGCUGGGACGCGGACCUGCAGCGGGGCGCAGUCUCUCACUACAGGCUCUUCCCCAAGGCGCUGGGGCGGCUGGUGGCAGCGCUGGGCGUGCGGGAGCUCCACCUCGCGCUCACCCAGGGCUUCUGGCGCACCCGCUACUGGGGGCAGCCGCCCCUGCAGGCACCCGCUGGCGCUGAGCUCUGGGUCUGGUUCCAGCCCACGGUCACCGAUGUUGACAAAGCCUGGAAAGAACUGAGUAACAUCCUUUCGGGAAUAUUCUGUGCUUCUCUCAACUUCAUUGACUCGACCAACACAGUGAUUCCAACAGCAUCCUUCAAACCCCUGGGUUUAGCCAAUGGGACAGAUCACCAUCUCCUGCGUUACGCUGUCCUGCCCCGGGAAGUCGUCUGCACAGAGAACCUCACCCCCUGGAAGAAGCUGCUGCCAUGUGGCUCAAAGGCCGGGCUGGCUGUGCUGCUGAAGGCUGAGCGCUUGUUCCACAGCAGCUACCACUCCCAGGCAGUGCACAUCCGCCCCAUCUGCAGGGAUGCCUCCUGCCUGGCUGUGUCCUGGGAGCUCAGACAGACCCUCACUGUGGUCUUUGACUUCUUUUCCAGUGGCCAGGGAAAGAAAGACUGGUCCCUCUUUAAGAUGUUCUCUCGCACGCUGACUGACACGUGUCCUCUGGCCUCGCAGAGCAAAGUCUAUGUUGACAUUUCCCCUAAGAACAAGGAAAAGGAGCUACUGGAAGUGUCCCCCCCUCCAACAUCAGUACAUGAAGCUGUUGUCCAGGGAGACAAGAAAACCUAUGCUGUGUAUGACCUGCUGAGCCCCUCGCUCUUCAACACAUCUCGCAGCCUCAAUGUGCAGCUGAAGUGGAAGCGGCCCCAAGACAGCUCGGAAAUGCCCAUCCCCACUCUCCAUGCUCAGCGGUACGUGGGGGGGUACGGGCUGCAGACCGGGCAGAUCUGCACCCUCAUCUACAACACCCACCCCUACCGAGCGUUCCCCGUGAUCCUGCUGGAGACUGUGCCCUGGUACCUGCGGCUCUACGUGCACACCCUGACUAUCAUCACCAAAGGGAAGGAAAACAAGCCCAGUUACAUCCACUACCAGCCAGCCCAGGACCGGAGACGGCCUCACCUCUUGGAAAUGCUGAUCCAGCUGCCAGCCAACUCUGUCACAAAGAUCACAAUCCAGUUUGAGAGGGCCUUACUGAAGUGGACAGAGUACCCACCUGACCCCAAUCACGGCUUUUAUGUCGGUUCAUCUGUGCUCAGUGCCCUGGUGCCCAGUGUCACUGCAAUGAAGGACAUGGAUGUGGAGCAGAGCCCUCUCUUCACCUCGCUGUUUCCUUCCUCCGAUGGCUCCAGCUAUUUUGUGCGCCUGUACACGGAGCCACUGCUGGUGAACCUGCCAACACCAGACUUCAGCAUGCCCUACAACGUCAUCUGCCUCACCUGCACCGUGGUGGCCGUGUGCUACGGCUCCUUCUACAACCUGCUGACCAGAACGUUCCACGUGGAGGAGCCCAGCCGGGGCGGGCUGGCCAAGCGGCUGGCCAACGUCAUCCGAAAAUUCAGGGGGGUGCCCCCACUCUGAGAGGGGCCAGGGCAGCCAGCACUGCCUGCAGGGCUCUGUGGGGAGACAGACAGCAGAGCACUGCUGCCUCUUGUCUUGCUGGAAGCAGCUUGUUUCGUUUUGCUGCCAGGAAUUCUCUUUGGGAUCCAAUAAGCUGAGAGAUCACUUCCAUUGCUAAGAUGGGAAAUGGCUCUAAGCCCAUUGACUACUGAACUGCACUGCUGUGGGACGGGGAAAAGUAAAAGACUUCUGUUUGGGAGAGGUGUAACUUACAUGCUGGGAAUGGUGCUGGAAGUAAACUGGAGUGUUUUGUA